GAAUGAUCUCUCUCAGUUUCGGUGUGUGCGGACGCGAUUUGCAGCCAGUGGUGCGUACGUGCGAAGAGGUGUGUAGUUGGUAGAAGCUAUUGUUUGCUUCACUGCCUUCGUUGUGUGCGUGUGUACGGAUCCAAAAACACCAACGGUUGGUAGAAAAGUGCAACACAGCGAAAGAAUCGACUCAUUUCGCCUACUCCGUUCCAGAGUGCAUCUAGUGUGUAUUUUGUUUGUGUGUGGUGUUCUUCACUGUCAGCUGUCAAUUGGGAGAAGGCGCCCGCUGCCUGCUACGCUAGAACGCAAAAUUGGAUUGAAGCAAGCAAUUCAACGUUGCGUCGUAAAACAGCGUACACACACAUCGAUACCCGUACAUACAGCCGCGCCAACCAUAAAAGACGGUAUUUAAGCCCCAUCAGUACACCGCAUCGUGAACGAUCAAAUGGUACAGCAGUGCAGCGGUGGUGAACCACCAUCACGGUGGUGGCGGUUGUCCUAAUGUCCUUUCGCAGGGAUAUCGCCACCGCCAUUCGGUUCCUGACCCGUAAGGAGCCGGAUGUGAACCGCUUUCGUCGCAAACGUUACCAGCACUGGUUAGCAUUAAUAUUGCACCCGACCAGCGAUAGAACCAACAACGGUAGUGGUUUUCACUGUCACCAAACGCUGUAAGGUAGAUGCUGCGAAAGUGCUAGGAAGAUCCAAACCUUCCCGCUUUUAAACAGCGUUUCUGUUUUACAGUAGUGUGCAAUUGUUGCAGCAUAGCAUUAAAAUUAUUGGUCGGAUUGCGGCCGGAUGGUACAGAACAACGACGAAUGAAACAAAACUAGCACCCGAGGCUUAGAUAGGAUUUAAGAAAUCUAUCGCUGAGAUAAUAAACAAAGGAAGGCACCAUACAGCACCGAUUACUGGCGUUUAUGUUUCGUUUGCGAGAGAAGCUGGAUUGACUGCAAACGUGCAAACCUUAGAGCAAUAUCGUAGUAAAAGUAUCAACGAUAUAUUGCAACGACGAUGGCUUCCGAUCAGAAGGAUGUCCUCGCUGGACUGAAUCUAUCUAAACUGUCCGUUCAAUCACCCGCGGCUCGCCUAAAAGAGCUGGAAAACCUCAUCCUUGAUCAUGUUACCUGCAGCGGUACAAAUAAUAACUUCAGCAACAACGGCAGCAAUGGUACCACCACGAACAAUAGCGUCAGCAGCCCGCUGUUUGGUAGCAUCCUCAGUGGUGCAGUUGCUGCUGCCGGUCUGUCGGCGGAAAAGUUCCUCUCGGUGGAAACAAUGGUAGACUGUCUGGUGGUGCUGUAUGACGAAUGCUGCAAUUCAUCGCUGCGCCGCGAAAAGACAGUGUCCGACUUUAUCGAGCUGAUGAAGUCGGUUGUGCAGAAUAUCAAACAGUUGCGGCUGUCUCGUGACGACUUCGAGGUGCUGAAGGUGAUCGGUCGCGGAGCGUUCGGUGAGGUGUGCGUUGUACGGAUGCAUCACACUAGUCAGAUCUAUGCGAUGAAGAUACUGAACAAAUGGGAAAUGUUGAAGCGCGCCGAAACGGCUUGCUUCCGUGAGGAGCGGGAUGUGCUGGUCUUUGGUGAUCGGCGGUGGAUAACGAAUUUACAUUACGCUUUUCAGGAUGACAUUAACUUGUAUCUCAUUAUGGAUUACUACUGUGGCGGUGAUCUGUUAACGUUACUGAGCAAGUUCGAGGAUCGUCUGCCCGAGGACAUGGCACGGUUCUAUAUAGCAGAGAUGGUACUGGCGAUACAUAGCAUCCACGAACUGAAGUACGUGCACCGGGACAUUAAGCCGGAUAAUAUAGUGCUGGAUGCGAGUGGGCAUGUUCGGUUAGCCGAUUUUGGCUCCUGUUUACGACUUGGUCCCCAGGGAACGGUACAGUCAAACGUUGCGGUUGGUACACCCGACUACAUCUCACCAGAGAUCCUGCGUGCGAUGGAAGAUGGUCAGGGAAAGUAUGGUCCAGAGUGUGAUUGGUGGUCAUUGGGUGUCUGCAUGUACGAGAUGUUGUUCGGUGAAACGCCGUUCUACGCGGAGAGUCUAGUCGAGACAUAUGGAAAAAUCAUGAACCACAAAAACUCGUUCGAUUUUCCAAACGACGAUGAAGAGUAUGGUGUGAGCGAACAGGCGAAGGAUUUGAUACGGCGGUUGAUCUGCGCGCCCGAAUAUCGGCUCGGCCAAAACGGUAUCGACGACUUUAAGGCACAUCCGUGGUUCGAAGGUAUCAACUGGGACACGAUACGAAACGGGCAGGCACCUUACAUCCCGGAGGUUUCUAGUCCAACGGACACGUCAAACUUCGACGUGGAUGAUACGGACAUCAAACUGUCCGAUGCUGUACCACCUACGACAAACCCUGCCUUCUCCGGUCAUCAUCUGCCAUUCGUGGGCUUUACUUUUACCAAGGACAGCUCCCUGUCGGACGUAGGCCGAUUGUCGCGUGCCAUCACGACGAACAACAUUAGUCAACCGCUGCCACCACUGAAGCUGGAAAAGCACGGUUCGGAGGAAAAACAGCGGCUCAGUCCAGACAGUACGCGAAAGCUGCAGGAUGAAAUCAACAUCCUAACCAAGCGCAACUGUGAACUGGAGAGCCAGAUCAAGAGUUUCGAACGGGUGGGAGCACUGUCGGUAGGAACGGCAGCCUCUGGUGACUCCGUAGACGGACAGGUAGAUGCAAAGAUUAAGGAGAACGAGAAAAUGAUACGUUUACUGCGGCAGGAAAAGGAUGAUCUACAGAAAGAGCAUCAGGAUGCAAUAGAUCGAUUAAAACAGCAGGACAAGGAACUGAAAGAUGCACUGGAGCAGCGCAAGCUUGCGAUGGCUGAGUAUACCGAGGUAACCGACAAGCUUUCUGAUCUGCGACAACAAAAGCAAAAGUUGUCGCGGCAGGUGCGCGAUAAGGAGGAAGAGCUUGAGGUGACAAUGCAGAAGGUGGAUACGCUACGCAGCGAGUUGCGCAAGACGGAUAAGUUGCGUCGUGAGCAGGAUGCCCGCGUGCAGGACUUAAUUUCGGAGCUGAAUCGGGAACGUCAGCAGCGCGAGCGUUCUGAAGAGUGCUACCGGCAGUUACAGAUGGAAGCACGCAGUCGCAGUUCAUCGGAACUAGGAUCGUCCAAUUCGCUUGGUAUCUCUUCAUCCGAUUCCAUUCGGCUAGAAAUCGAUCGUUUGGAGGUGGAGUACAGCGAGAAGAUUAACCAGCAACAGACACGAUACAACAUCGAAAUAUCGGCCCUAAGAGAUCAGCUGAACGAGGCGGACAAUCAUCGGGAAAUGCUUCAGCGGGAGUUGCAGCAAGCGCGCGAAAAGCUUGACUCGAGCCGACUUGAAUCACUCACGGACUCGGAGGAAACGAUCCUUGAGUUGCGCAAGCGGCACGAGCGCGAGAAGAAGAUUCUGCUCGACGAUAAUCGUAAACUGAUAACGGACUUGGAGAUGAUCAGUGAAGCAAACCGCCGUCUGACGACUGAACGGCUGCAAAUGGAAAGCGAAUAUGAGGACCUAAGAAAUAGACGCCAAGCAUUCAGCCAAUGGGAACGUCAGAUAGCGGAGAUAAUUCAGUGGGUAUCGGACGAGAAGGACGCUCGCGGCUAUCUUCAGGCGCUCGCAACGAAAAUGACCGAAGAGCUCGAAUACCUGAAGCACUCCGGGCCGCUCAACCACAAUGCGAGCGAUAACAAAAAUUGGCGUAAUCGACGCUCGCAAAAGCUCGACAAAAUGGAAUUGCUGAACCUACAGAGCUCGCUGCAGAACGAAAUUCAGGCAAAGGCAGUGAUUUCAGAAGAGCUUACGCGCACUAGAACCGAUCUCGUAGCGGCUCAAAAGGAUUUGCGGGAGACACGCCAGAUUUGUGAAUCAAUUGGUAGUGAGCUGAAGCGCAAAGAAAGCGUGAUAAAGGAUCUUCAGCAGCGGCUUGAAUCUAACGAAGGAUUCCUGGAAAGGCCCUCCUCGCAGAUGUCCUAUCUGGAUCACUUCUUGAAAGAGUCUGGCGGCGUUGGAAGUGGUGGUGGUGGCGGCGGCGGUGGUUCCAGCUCAACGACGCACACAAACUCAACGUUGGCCAUCAACAUGGUACAGCAGCAAAGUCAGGUGCAAUCGCAGCAGUUGCAAUCCCAGCAUACGUAUAGCAAUCAGCAGCAGCUGCUUCAACAGCAACAGCAGGAACAGGCGCAGCAGCAGCAGCAGCAGCAGCAACCAACGAUGCAUCAUUCGAACUAUUCGAUGGAAAGCGAGGAUGGUGAUGUGGAGGAUAAUAAUCGCGGUCACUCAUUGUCCAGCUCGAAGAGCAAUCUGAGCGAUCACUCACUGAGCAUGCAUAGCGUGAUGAUGUCGCACCAGCAGGACUUGCAUCCCCAUCGGCAGCAGAAAGCGAAAGUGCACCAGUUUCUCGUGCGGACCUUCUCGAGCCCAACAAAAUGCAAUCACUGCACAUCGCUAAUGGUGGGUCUAACGCGGCAGGGUGUGGUGUGUGAGCUGUGUGGUUUUGCUUGCCACAUGAUCUGCUGCCCGAAGGUGCCAACCCAGUGCCCGGUACCGUCCGAUCAGACGAAACGCCCGCUCGGGAUCGAUCCGACGCGCGGCAUCGGUACGGCGUACGAGGGCUACGUGAAGGUACCUAAGCUGGGCGGUGUCAAGCGUGGCUGGGUGCGCCAGUUUGUCGUUGUGUGCGAUUUUAAGCUGUUCCUGUACGACAUCUCUGCCGAUCGCAGUGCGCUGCCAAGUGUGCACGUCACACAGGUGUUGGAUAUGCGUGAUCCGGAGUUUACGGUUUCUGGGGUGCGCGAAAGUGAUGUCAUUCACGCGACGAAGAAAGACGUACCAUGCAUAUUUAGAAUUACAACAUCCCUGCUAGACGGUGGUCCUUCCCUGCAAACGCUAAUGCUAGCGGACACGGAAUCGGAAAAGGCAAAAUGGGUUGUGGCACUAAGCGAACUUCAUCGUAUAUUGAAGCGCAACAAUCUACCGAACACGGCCAUGUUCCGCGUGCGUGAGGUGCUCGACAGUACCGUGUCGGCGAUCCGGAACGCGCUGAGCGCACUGAUUAUCGAUCCAGAACGGAUACUCCUCGGCACGGAGGAUGGGCUGUUCUGUCUCGAUCUGGAUCGCAGCCAAAUAGCACGCAUCGGCGAAAGCAAAAAGGUGUACCAGCUGUGGUACAUCGCCGAAGAGCAACUGCUGGUGAUCCUGUGCGGUAAGCAGCGACAUUUACGGCUGUUACCGAUACGCGCCCUCGAAACGGUUGACGUCGAGUGGAUCAAGGUGGCAGAAUCGAAGAACUGCAUCACGGCCUGCACCGGAAUUAUAGAGCGCGGACCGCAACCCGUGUUUUGCAUCGUGCUAGCCCUGAAGCGCCAAAACACGUCGCAGAUUGUGGUGUACGUCGUGAACCGGGAUCGUAGCCGGCAUCACAAAAUGUGCGAGUUUACCGUUGCGUACCCUGUGCAGAGCUUGCAGGUUUUAUCCGACAUGCGGUUGGCUGUUGGUCACCAGAGUGGUUUCACCGCAUACUGCCUGCAGGGUGCGGCCAAAGCAAUGCCUUUAGUGCAUCCGGAAAAUCAGUUGAACAAUUUCCUCAAUUUUUCGGGCGUUGAUGCGUGGCGAGUGAUUGAAAUACAGUCUGGUCACGGAGGCAAUGUGCACGGUGAAUAUUUACUUGUAUUCCAAACGCUCGCAAUCUACGUCGACCUGCAGGGGCGUAAAUCACGCGAUCGCGAAAUCAUGUAUCCGGCUGUCCCUAAGCAUAUCACAUACUGUGACGGUCAUCUACUAGUCUACUCGGAGACCCAUCUGGACAUCUUCAACACGCAAACCGCGGAAUGGGUGCAGUCAAUUGGUUUAAAACGUUCCCGUCCACUGAUGAACAAUGGCAGCCUUACGUUGACCUAUCUCAAUGACAGCGUACACGUCGUUUACCUGGCGAACAUGCAUACGAGAGAAUUGCUCAAUCUUUCCCCAUGUGAUCGCGAUGGCCGUCUGAAAUCUAAACGGUUUUCAUUACGCGAACCUAAUCGAACCAUUCGAACAAGCACCGAUCGCCGCUCGAAGCUUAUCUCUGCACCAACUAACUUUAACCAUAUCUCGCACAUGGGUCCCGGAGAUGGAAUUCAAAAGCAACGGUUGCUCGAUCUCCCAACGACGAUCGAGACAGCCGACCAGAGUACACAACAGCAACGGAUUUCAACGAUGCGUCAUGCACCGCCACCUCCUCGUGCACCUCCUCGUCCAUCCAUGAUCCAUCAACUGAAUGGAUCGAACAAUUCCCUACCAGGUGCAAAACGUACCGCCCCUGCCAGGCCGCGCGAUCAGCCUCCAUCGUUACCACGUUCACCUAGUCCGUUGGGAAGCAUGUCCUCACUUCAUGACGUUCUAAAGGUUUCGGUUGCCGAUAUGCAAUCGGAAUCAAGGCAAAGUGUGGCGAGCAACAACUCCAGCUCGGUAUCUACGCCCCCUUCCCCAACGAACGAUCGAUUAAGUUCAAGCUACGAUUCAUAAUGUUUCCUGAAAUAUUUCACCAAAUUGCUAACCAUUCGCUCCACGCUGGAACACAGUGGACGGUCGUUUUGCUUAAGGGGGCCGCCAGCUACACGCCAUUCGAGUCGCCGCGAAAUGGACGGAGCGGAUACUUAGCGACGUUGAGUGUGUUUUUGAUUAUUUUGUAUUGUUUUUGUUAAAGAUUCGUAUAAAAAAUGCGCCAUAUAUCGUUACAUCGAGUUUCCGCGAAGGAGGCAAUCUAAUUUCACACCUGCAUUCAUAUUUCUGCUCCCCCCGCGCACAACGGGUGGUGGUACGUGUUGCGGUUUCAUUUUAAACUAACCAUAAUCGUAUGUUCGUAGCAUGCGGUGCUAAGUAAUGAUCAAUGAUCUCUUCCCCUGUCUAUCUCUCUAUUGCUGUUCAAAAUUUUAGUUUAAAUACGUUUUUUUUAUUACAUUUUCAUUCAUUCCCUUCACUCAGCACAUGCUGCUGAUCUAUGCGAUCAUACACUCAUCAUUACGUAACGUGAAACAAAACAAAAGAAUCAGGAAACUGUAUCAAUUAUGACAACCAAAUGACUUGCGGUCGGGUUGUAGUCGAUUAAAUGAACAAACUUACAAACUAAGCCGGUGGGUGUGAUUUGUAACCAUACGAAACGGGCAACCUCUUUUUGCUGCGGAGUUCUACUUCCGUGUUCCGUUGCGCUUUUCACGUGCGUGUGCGUGUGUGUAUGUGUGUAUUGCACAGGUUGUAGGAAACGUUAGUUGGUAGCGAGGAAUAGAGAAGGAAAUAGAGACAUUGAACCAUCCUCUCAUUACCAUUAAGCGGGUUAGAAUGCUAAAACUGUGAGAAGAAAAUUGUACGCCUAUUGUAUACUAUUGUCAUUAUAUCUAACCUCUAGAAACAAAAAAAAAACGACGCCAUGUAUUCCUGCCGAAUAAUAGUAUUUGAUAUUCAUUCCUAGAUACAAAAACACAUACUGUAAAAAGUAUCACAACCGGUAAUGGUAGGCCGUCGGGUUCGUCUACAAUCGAUCCUAUAGAAUAGCAAGCUGAUGAAAAUUAGAAACGCAUUCUUUCAUACUAUACUGUACCAGUUCUUGUUCAUCGCGUUACUCCCCUAUCGACGGUUCACUAAUGUUUCUCCAAUGUUUAAAGUCAUCGAAUUCCAAAACAACGAUCAUUAGAAUGGUCGGGCAGCAUACGGCUGUCCAAAGCAUACCAUAACCUCAUCGUACUAAUCCCUUAACGGAGCUACUUUUUUCACACACUACUACAUUGUACAUUGCGCAUUAGUAAACGAUCCCGUUUUGGUGGAUUCUACCGUACACACAUGCGCACGCACAGUUGCAAACAUGGCUGAUAAUAAAAAAAAGUGCGCCUACGUAGCGAUUGUCUCUGCUACGGCUACAUACAUUCACAAACACACCGAUGGUGCUUCCAAACGUAGCAGUUGCAGAAUUAAACUGUAAGGUUAAAAUUGCUCGUCGGUUCACGCGCACCACACGCACGGUGAAAGGGAUGCAGCAGCGACUGCACGUAGGCCCAAAAUAAACAGUAAAUUGUCAAUAUACAAGAGUGAAUUUAGUGGUGUGUCGGGGAGUAAAAUUACAAAAAAAAAAACAAAUGAAAUCAAAUUAUACAUACCUUCAGAAUGUUUACAUGCGUACAACUAGUAACGAAAGUGAACUUGUGAAGCGGCACAUACCCCCGUGAUAGGAGCGUGUCCUUAUUGUGACUAGCAAACGGUAGAAAUGCAAGCGUUUAUUGGGGCACACAGACAACGCACCACUAAAACCGUGCUGCAGAAAAAGAAAUAAAACCAUGAGGACAAUAUUUAGUAUUUUCAAUGCAGAUUAAUACUGCAUUUGUUGCAUAAUGUUAUAACACGGAAUGUCGUGGGCUGAGAUAAGACGGGACAAAGCCGCAUCAGAAGGGCUGCAACGAGCAGGGACAUGUGAAUGGGCGCCUGAUAAUGUAGGGGGCAACAGGAGUGCAGUAGUAGUGUACUGGAUGGCGAUCGUAGUUAUGUACGUUUAAAAUAUCGAUCAUCAAUCAUAAAGUUCACGCGCAUUGCAUAAAUUAGCUAACGUUUACAUUAUACGGUUUACUACUCACUGAUUGAAGCAAAGGGCGCCGCGCAGCCCUUGGUAGUAUGCAGGGAACGAAUAAUCCAGCUCGUAACCAAGAAAUGAAGAUUGAUGCUAAUGAAAUUAAUGUCCUAUUUCAAAAAGGGUUUUAUGUAACUUAAAUUUAUCGCUUGUUUUAAUUCCCUUCCCUAAGCACCGGUACGCGCCUAAAUUGAAGCUGAUAGUUUAUCGCUUGGUUUUACUUAGUAUCUGUUUUAAGAUCGCGCCGAGAUGGCGGCGAAACUUACAAAUUGAAUGCGCCAUUCUUUUAUUGUCCUUUUGUUAGUAAAAGUUCUUUCAGUUUUAUUUAUUUGAAUGUAACAAUUAGCCCCGGAAAUUGAUGUUAAUUUAUGUGUAGUCGUUGAAAUGUGCAGCGUAAUACGUGACACGUUAUAUUAAUGCUAACGAAAGGUAAUGGUAAAGAAACACAAGUUCACAAAACCUGCAUUCGUAACGGUUGAAGAAGGUUGCUUUCAGUUGCGGAGGCAGAGGGUCAAUUUUCGAACGAGUAGCAACUAACUGAACGGCAACAGUACGGUGUUGGGUGGGGUAUUGGCUGCGCCUUACUGUACAUUUGUGCGAAAAAGAAACAAACAUACGGUACAUCCUCAUGCGCUGGAAAAACUUUUUCCACCGUAAAAGCAUAUUUGAUUCAAACGGCAACGAAUGUGAAAUAACAUGAAACACUUACAAGAUGCAUGACUCCAGCAGCAUUGCGAAGAAUUCAGGAGUGCGGAUACAAACUAAAAUAACAAAACGAGCCAAACAGA
Molecule: messenger RNA, 9363 nt
Organism: Anopheles moucheti
Lineage: Eukaryota; Metazoa; Arthropoda; Insecta; Diptera; Culicidae
Gene: gek
Product: serine/threonine-protein kinase Genghis Khan
Exons: 22
Coding region: 1003-6486 (1827 amino acids)
Biological process (GO): actomyosin structure organization; peptidyl-threonine phosphorylation
Cellular component (GO): cytoskeleton; cytoplasm
Molecular function (GO): protein serine/threonine kinase activity; ATP binding
Source: RefSeq, a predicted model, not a curated record